This is a messenger RNA of Planococcus citri (citrus mealybug), 1009 nucleotides long. It is a transcript of the gene Mpv17, whose product is annotated as Mitochondrial inner membrane protein MPV17. Gene Ontology annotation, cellular component: cytoplasm; membrane; mitochondrion. The record is from RefSeq and is a predicted model, not a curated record. Gene Ontology annotation, biological process: cellular response to reactive oxygen species. The transcript is spliced from 4 exons. NCBI's taxonomy places the organism in Eukaryota, Metazoa, Arthropoda, Insecta, Hemiptera, Pseudococcidae. The coding region runs from base 240 to 782 and encodes 180 amino acids.
CUCUAUUUAGAGAGAGAUUCGUCUGCCGUCUGCCGAUAAAUGUUUAUCUAUACACUUUAAGAACAAACUGAACAUUCUAGAUAAACUUUAAACUUUUAAUUAACCGCAACGCAUUUACAGAGAGAAAUCUUGACACUUGGUUUCAGUGUACAUUAUAUUUUACCUUACAAGGCACAAGGCCAUUCUACAUUGUAAGUGGUGCAGUUUCGUGUAUGUUUUAGAGGUAACUGCAUGUAAAAAUGCAAUCGAUCAGGGUAUUUAGGUAUUAUCAAAAAUUACUGCACGACCGGCCUUACGUCGUCCAAUCUGUACAGACAGUUACUUUAAUGUCUAUCGGAGAUAUAAUUUCUCAAUCGUGUGUCGAAAAGAAGGGAUUUAGUCAGAUUAAUUAUUACAGAGUUGCUAAAUUUGGAUCAGUUGGGUUAGUGUUGGGACCUGCGUUAACUUCAUGGUACCGGUUUCUCGACAAAUUGCAAUUCAAAUCAUUGAAAUUCGUCCUGGUGAGAAAAAUUGCCAUGGAUCAGAUGAUUUUCGCACCUUUUGCAGUAGGUUCCAUCACAUCUCUGGUGUCGUUUUUCGAUGGUCAAACCACACAGGAAGUUAAGCAAAGAUUGCAAGCUGAUUUUUUCACCAUACUUCUGAAUAAUUAUAAGCUGUGGCCUUUCGUUCAAUACGUGAAUUUUUCCUUGGUUCCUUUGGAUUAUAGAGUUUUAGUUACACAAUGCGUUGGUGUGGCGUGGAAUACUUAUUUAGCUUGGAAAUUGAACGCAGAGAAGACGUAAUUCAAGUACAAUGCAUUCCGAUAUUCCCUAUCCCUAGUCUACGUCUUCCAUUAUUUGAUAUAAGUUUACUACCGUCGUAUUUCUACAUAAUGUAAUUCAUAUACUAUACUACCAGAAUGGGUAAUUUUGAGUGAUGUUAGAUGUUAGGAACUUUUGUACUUGUUUCUCCUACAUUCACACAUUUGUAAGUUGUUUCUUUUCGAAUAAAACACGUAUUUUCCAAACAA